UUCAAUUAGUAGCUGAAUUAUAAAGAAAAUAGAGGCUACAAAAGAACAUAAAACAUUGUGAUCCAAAAAAAUAACAAUCUAAAGAAAUUACAGAGAAGGAUAAAUAUUAUUAAUUUUCUAAAGCUACAAACAAAUGAAGAACUUAAAAUAAGAUUUAAAAUAAUAUUACAUCUAGCAUUUUAGUCGUUAGCAAACAAUAUAUUUAAGAGGAUAAAUUUUAUCCUUGCUAUUGAUAAUUAUCAGCAAUGUUUAGUCUAUAUCUAUAUAGUUGACUAGCAAUCUUCUGGAUUUCUUAGAGACAAAUAAUAUAAGUUAAACAUAAGAUGUUUCAGCAGUAAAUAAUUAUGCCUAAAUUACUCACUAUUUUAGGAUUUAUCCUUUGCUUAAUAGCAUAUUCAGCAAAUGCUCUGAACACCAAAUUUUAUAUGCCUUUAUAAUAUUUGCUACCUCAUUAAACACUUAUAUUAUAAUAAAUUAAGUGCUUAGAUUUUUCUUAUUCAAAUAUUAGCUAAUAGACACGAAUUUUGCGAAGUUUUCUGAUGUCAUUAAUAGCUUCAUUCUUAAGAUUUAUGUUUAUAUUUUUUACUUUCCCUUUAAUACUGCGAGUUUUAAGAUUAUGUUUGAUAGCAGUUUAAGCUCUGCAGAAGUGGGUCUCGCUGCAUAUUGUUUGAUAUUAACCCUUUUCAUUAGCUUGAUGCAGAAUUUGCAUGAUUUUAGUUUCAGUUUUGUAUUAGAAGAUUAUAUGGCCUCAAUAGACACACACUCGAAAUAGCUCGAACUACUUCUAAAUCUAAUUUUAGUUAUUCUUUUUUCUUGCACUAAUAAUAUAAAUUAAAAUGUAAUCGCUGCAUUUCAUAUGAUAUUUGUUCUCAGUAAGAUAUCUCUUCAGUUAUACGAAUUAGUUUACUACGAUAAUUUGAUCAUUUAGACUAACUUAUUAUUUAAGUUUCUUCAUAUCUUUAAUUCUAUUACUUUUUGUCUUUCUUAUAAUCUUCCCCACAUAUUCAAUGGCACACAAUUGCUUUUUAUUAUGCUUACUCUAGUACCCUUUUCGUAUAUUCUUGCUAGAUUUCUUCUUUUCCACCGAAUCUCCUCACUUUCCCUAAAACAACCAGCUUACUCCAGUUUAUAGUAAAUAAAUUUACAUAUCAGAACAGCCUAUUUUAUGGUUAAACACCUUGAUAUGCACGACUAUUCUGAUUUAAAAAGAUCAGUCCUUUAUGAAAGUAUUUAUGAGAACCACUAUGAUACCUGCACAAGAAAUGACUGCUUUUGUGAAUAAAUGUAAAGAGAAAAAGGUUUCUCCUGGGAGGAACUUCAAGGAUACAAAUACAGAGAUAAAUUUAUAGGUUUAUAUUUUACUUAAAUGUACUCAGAAUACCUGAAUUAAGUUUAAAAAUCAAGAUCGUUAAAAAAAAGGGAAUAUAAUUAUGUGUGCUUUAAUUACCUCACAUUUCUAAUAGAAGUAGUUAACGUUCCCACAAGUGCGCUUGUAGAAGUGGUUUAGAUAGAAAAUUAGUAGAAAAAGCAAUCGUCUAUUAAAGACCAGAUGAUAUUCUAAUCUAUUUAUGAUCAUGGAGAAAAAAUAUUUUACAAUUUCUUUCAUAAUCCAACUAUAUACAACCAGAAGCUAUAAUUGAACAAGGUCAUUGAAUUUGACUAGCUAUUUCUAUCCACACAAAAAAACUUGAAAAAUUGUUUAUUAUUUUUGAGAGAAAUGUUGUUUACUCUAUGCCAAGAAUAUGUAGAUAUAAUUAAAUUAAAUAAGUAAGUUUGCAAGAUCUCAAAGCUUAAACUAGAAACCUACCUCUCAAUUAAAAAAAUGUAUCACUACCACCCUUACAGUAAAAGAUGCCAGUAACUGGCCUAUAUAUAUUCAGAAAGUUUGGACCUUUCUAAGAGAAAACCUAAUCACUAUUAAAAAUAAGCCAUUCUCAUGAGAAGAAAAUUUGCUAACGGAUACGGAAAUUUUGAUAGCAAUAUACAAAUAUUUUCCCAAGAUGCUUGUGUCGUUUACAUUUCAUUGCUUUAACCAAUAGGAAUCAUUAAAAAUGCGAGCUUUACAACAAGAUAAAUAUUUGGAUAUACACCUUCAGAAUUAAUAAACAAAAAUUGUAAUAUUUUGAUUCCAGAUCAACUCAAAUAGAUCCAUGAUAAUAUUUUGAAUAAAUUUGUGACAAGUGGUUAAUUAAAUGGAAUAAAUGCAGGAUAACUUCAAGUAUUUGGUAUUAAAUAAAAUGGUUUUGCCAUUCCUUUAAAUAUGAGACUGAAGCUUGAUUAAACUUAAGCAAAUGAUUUCGGAGCUAGUGCUUUUUUUACCUACUAAAAUAACCAAAGUUCUGAAUUUAUUAUUUUUUCAACUGGUGGAAAGCUAUGUAACAUGACUAGAAAAAUUUACUAUCAGCUUUUUUCUAAAAUAAUUCCUGAAAACACUCUAAAAUAAUCAUAAAAGUUAGAUUUAUUUAAGGUCUUGCCUAUUUUAGAUGUUUAUCUUUAGUAGCUUUUGAGCAAAGAUUAGAAUCUAAGUUUAGAACAUAAUUCAAUUUUAAUUAGUCCACAAAAUGAAAAAUCAUAUAAAAUUAUGACUUUUUCAAAUAAUUCUACUUUCAGCAGCAUUAACGAUUUUUUCAGCUUAGCUCAAAGACUGAAUUCUCAUGAUUACAAAUUUUACUCUAUAUCUUUUAGGGUAGGAAAACUUCAAACUUCCUACAAAAAUUUUGCUUUAGGGUUUGUUUAAAUAGAAAGAUUGUAGCUAAUGAGACACAAAUCAGAUAUUAAAGAACAUUUGAGGAGUCUCAGUAAAGAAAUUGAAAAAAUUAGAUAAUAUUUUGAAGUAGAAUAAGAUUUUUAAAACCAAAAUAGUACAAACAUUAAUGAAUUAAUGUAGUAGCAGCCUCCAAAAAUGCUGAAUUCUUUAGAUUUUCUAAUCCAUAAAUCGCAAAACAAUGAUAUUAAAACCAAGGUAAAGCAUUAAAAAUAAAGCUAAAUUUAAAGACACAGCUUUGUAUCACAUAAAUCAAUAUUUAACAACAAAGAAAAUUAAUAAAAUAAUGAAAAUAAUGGUAGUGAUGAAAAUCACAACGACGCAAUUAAUGUAACUAAACUUACUGAGUCUAACCAAAAUGAAAUUACUAUGGCUUAGUAUUAAAAUACUAACAGAAAGCUAAUAAAUAACCUUCAAGAAAAAUUACAUAUCAAUGUAGAUAUUAAAUCUGAUUAAUCUUUUGAUUAAAAUCUAAAUGCGAUCAGUACUCCAAUAAUGUCAACUAAGCAUUAGCAUAACUUUCCUCUUUUUGAAACCAAAGGCUUGAUGUCAAAUGAAGCAAUUUUUGAAGCUUAAGAAUAAGAAGAAAUACAAAUAGGUCACUCGGAUUUAUUCGAAUAUAUUUUCAACUCUAAGAGUGAUUAGGGAGAUUCGAUACAAGAUAGCUAAUAAAUAUAAGAAUUAAAUGAAAUAUAAAACUCCAAAGAAUAAAAAAAUAUAUUAUCAAAUUAAAUAAUUCCUAAUCAUAUUGAACAUAUUUUUAUAAAUAAUGUAAAAAAUAAUCGCAUUAAACAAGACUAGCAAACACUUUCAAAUACUCCUUAAGAGUAAAAUAGUGAGUUUUGGAAAUCAUAAUAGCAUACUAAUAAAUAAAGUAAAACUAUGAUUGGAACAAAAAAAGAGUCUAACCAUUAAUUCAAUCAAGCAAGUUCUGUUUCAAGUGGCAUGAGCGAAUAUCAUACACUUAAAUCUAUACUUUUAACAGCAGUGUCGAGAAAUCACUAAAGCAAAACUAUGAAACUUCUUUAUCUGACAGGAUUUUUCAAAAUAAGUGUUCUAAUCAUAUUCGUUAGUGUAUUAUAUAUUUUAUAAUACAAUGAAUUCUAACACACAAAAGUUCUUAAUUCUAAUCUAGUAAAAGGAUAUGAAAUUAUGAAUUCUUUUAUUUCUAUUAUUGCCCAUACAGAAUAUAUUAAAAUGUACAAUAAUUAAAUUAUUGAAAAUAAACUUACUGCUUAGGAAUAUUUAGUCGUGAAAGAUCAACCUUUAGUACUUUAAUAAUAAUUUAAAAAUUCAGUGGUUGAUUUUGAAAAUUAAGACUAAAAUACUCUAUAUGGUAAAUAUCUAAGAACUGAAUAUCAAUCUAUAAUAGUUUUUAAUUAGAGAAAUAUUUCAUCAACUCUUGUAUUAAAAAAAAUUUACAGUUUAGUCGCUAUGGCUCAAAAUCUGUACAUGUACUCCUAGAAAAUGACAGAAGUUUUUCUUCGCUAUAUACAUUACAAUUAAAAAGACAUCUUACACACAUUUUAAGAUAUAGCUGACUUAUAGGUGGAGGAAAUGAAUGAUCAAAUAAAUACGAUGAACUAAUUUUUAAUUACUUAAAUAGUGCUUUUGGAGAUUUUUACAUUUUUAAUGGCUUUUCAGGUCAUUCCAAUUUAUUAUUACAUACAAUACAAAAAAGAAUAAAUUUUGAAGCUGUUUUGCACUUUUUAGCCUAACUUACUCAAAGAAAGAAUUAGCUAGUGCGAAUAUUUUAUAAAUUAAGAUAUACUUCAAGGACAUGCAAGUUAGGUAGUAGUUAAUAAAGAAAAUAAUUAAAUGAAAAAGAGAACAACUUCUUCCACAAAUGACCUUUAAAAGAUGAAUAUUGCAUUGAUAUUUUUAGCAUCUUUGCUAUUUGGCUUUUUUUCACUCUAUCCUAUCACUAAUUUUGUUAUCACAGAUAAUUUUAUCAGCAAGUUUUAGUAUAGCUCUAAUGAGUUAGGUCAAAUUUACUCAUUUAGAGGUAAAGCUCCCAUUAUUUUAGCAUUUAAUUUCUUAAGAUAAACAGCUACUUACGAACAGCGUCCUUAAAAUCUUUUAAAUGGACUUGAUCAAUAGCUGGAUGAUACCUAUUCAUACAUAUAAACUACUACAAAUAAAAUCAUUACUUUACUCAAAGAUGAAUCAAAUUAAAACAAUAUUUAUGAUAAGGCACUUCAUUAAGAAAUUGUCGAAACAACUAUGAAUGAUAACAUCUGUCAGCCUCUUUAAAAAUAUUCUUCAACUUAUAUAGACGAGCAAAAUUAAAUUGAUUUAUCAGAUUGCUCUACAAUUUUAAAUGGUAUUUGGAACAAUGGAUACCUGUUAGGUUUACAAUCAAUGAUUAGCAUUUUAUUAGAUUUUAAGCAAAUGUACUAAGUUUCGUAAACAACAGAAAAUUUUAUAUCUUCUUUGGCUAGUCUUUAUAAGAAAGAUAAUGGGGCUUAGUUUAUUAAAAUGUAUCAAUACAUUAGAUUAGUCCCUUUGAUGAUUGGGAACUUUAUAAUAUCUGAAGCUAAUCGAUACUACGAUUAGUAUACUAAUUAUCUGCUUGGAAUAUUUAUUUUUGUAUUAAUAUUGGCUUCAAUUACUUUUCUAAUCCUGUGGAAUAAAUAUUACAAUUACUUAGCUAAUCAUAUCUACGAAACAAGAUAAAUCUAUGGUUUGUUUUCUUAUGAAUUCAUUCAUGAAAAUCCUUUCAUUUCCAACUAUGUAAAAAAAGAAUAUUCUUUAUGA
Molecule: messenger RNA, 5521 nt
Organism: Tetrahymena thermophila SB210
Lineage: Eukaryota; Ciliophora; Oligohymenophorea; Hymenostomatida; Tetrahymenidae
Product: transmembrane protein, putative
Exons: 9
Source: RefSeq, a predicted model, not a curated record